Ceratitis capitata (Mediterranean fruit fly) is the source of this 1320-nucleotide messenger RNA. RefSeq names its product acylglycerol kinase, mitochondrial (gene Mulk). The record is from RefSeq and is a predicted model, not a curated record. Lineage: Eukaryota; Metazoa; Arthropoda; Insecta; Diptera; Tephritidae. The coding region runs from base 53 to 1300 and encodes 415 amino acids. Gene Ontology annotation, biological process: ceramide biosynthetic process; protein insertion into mitochondrial inner membrane. Gene Ontology annotation, cellular component: TIM22 mitochondrial import inner membrane insertion complex; mitochondrion. Gene Ontology annotation, molecular function: ceramide kinase activity; acylglycerol kinase activity; ATP-dependent diacylglycerol kinase activity. The transcript has 3 exons.
AACAACUUCGUUAUCAGCCCAGAUGUUGCAUUUGCCUUUGAGCUAAAAUAAAAUGAUUGCACUGAAAACAAUACGGAAUCACUGGAAGAAAUCACUAUUUGCGGCUGGAGUAGUAGGAUAUGGACUAGAUUAUGCAAAAACAAGCUUUGAGAUAACCCAGCAUAUGAAAAACGUAUGUGCUGAAACUGUAGCCAUUGGAAAGGUCUGUGAUAAGCCCAAACAUGUUGUGGUCGUUUUAAACCCGGCAGCAAACAAAAGAAAAGCAGAGAAAAUGUUCAAAGAAUAUUGUGAACCUAUUCUACACCUAUCCGGUUACAGCGUUGAUAUUAUAAAAACAACACAAGAAGGGCAUGUGAAAACUUGGUUAAAUGAUAUGACUGUGCGACCUCAUGCGAUAGUGGUUGCUGGUGGAGAUGGCACUGCAUCGGAAGUUGUUACAGGCUUGUUGCGUCGCAAAGAUGGUAAAUGUCCAAUUGUAUUGCUGCCAUUGGGUCGGAAAAGUUCAACCGCUGUGAAAUAUCUCGACAUUAAGCCAGAGAACAAAUUGGAUCGUGUCAAAUCACUAACGGCAGCGUUGAUGCCUUUACUUCAAGAAAAUUUUAAGAGUGAAAGUGUAAUGAAAGUGGAUUUCAUUGAUGAUUCGGAAGAAGACAACAACAAAGCUGAUUCGAUAAAACAAAAUGCAACAAUUUAUGGCUUGAAUGACUUUUCGUGGGGCUUUUUAAGAGACCUGGAAAGUAUUACCGAUAAGUAUUGGUAUUUUGGACCGCUGCGACAAUAUGCAGCGACAUUUUUCAACGCAUUUUCUAAUAAAUUAAAUUGGAAUUUCGAUACAGAUUAUGUAUACACUCCACCCUGCGCUGGUUGUAGUAACUGUCUACCAAGCGAGAGCAAGUCCUAUGUAAAAAAAUUUCUACCCAGAAUGUACACAGUUAGGGAUACAAAUACUGCCAAUGUAAAUUCGUACAAAUUAAAUGAAGAUUGUAAUACGAAAACUGAGGGGCAUACAAACGUAAAUCAACUAAAUAUUACUUGUAAACAAAAUAUUGAUACUGGUUCAUCACUCGAAACUAAAAUGAUUGAUACCCUCACACCAGGCGUAGAUUUCGUGAAAAAAAUAAAUAAAGUAAUUGAUAAAGAGCUGCAACCAAAUAGUACGAUAAAUAGUCGAACUAUACAACUUAAACCUCAAGUGAAAGAGGCACCUGAUGCUCAUUAUUCCAUAGAUGGUGAGGAAUAUGAUGUUAAGCCAUUACGAAUCGAAGUUGUACCAAAUGCCAUUCAAGUGUUUUGUAAAUAAAAAUAUUUUUUCAAUGCAAA